Messenger RNA from Cynara cardunculus var. scolymus (artichoke), 878 nucleotides. RefSeq names its product probable WRKY transcription factor 50. Gene Ontology annotation, molecular function: DNA-binding transcription factor activity; sequence-specific DNA binding. Gene Ontology annotation, biological process: regulation of DNA-templated transcription. The transcript is spliced from 3 exons. The record is from RefSeq and is a predicted model, not a curated record. NCBI's taxonomy places the organism in Eukaryota, Viridiplantae, Streptophyta, Magnoliopsida, Asterales, Asteraceae. The coding region runs from base 148 to 681 and encodes 177 amino acids.
ACCACUGCCACCAUUAAACACGACAUGCUAUGAAGCAUCUUCGUUGCCAGUAGGAAGGUUGCUAGGAAAGCUCCAUUUUAGAGUUAUGUAGAUGAUAUAUAUAAUAUAAAUAUAAUCAAGAACAGCAAAUUCAACUUGUAGAUUAAAAUGGAUGGGUAUGAAGAGAUGUCAAAAGCCUACAGUUACAGAUCAUUAGACUCACCUGUCGAUUAUGAUGUUCCAAAUCACCAAAGUUCUGAGCUUUUUGAUAGCUUUCUUGUGUUUGAUGAUUGGCUAAAUGAAGAUCAAGCAUCCAUUGUUCCUGAAUAUCCAGGUCAUACUCCAGUUUAUCCUUCGGCUGCCAUUGAAGAUGGUAAUCACUCCAUUGGAAGCAGUAGCAGUAGCAGCCACCUUCAAGGAAAUAGUAGCAGGGGCAUUGGAAUCAGGCAAGCUCAAAAGGGUACAAAAGAGAAGGUUGCCUUUAAAACUAAAUCACAAGUAGAGAUUCUAGAUGAUGGCUUCAAGUGGAGGAAAUACGGGAAGAAGAUGGUGAAAAACAGCCCAAACCCAAGGAAUUAUUACCGUUGUUCAGCACAAGGAUGUCCCGUGAAGAAGAGAGUUGAAAGAGAUGUAGAAGAUGCAAGAUAUGUAAUCACGACCUACGAGGGUGUCCAUAACCACGAACGCCCUUCUAACUUCUGAUAAAAUGUAUUAUGAUCAGCUCUUGUAUGCUAAAGUAAGUUUUUUCUAGGCGUACCAGUCCUUAGAUUAUUGAAAAGCAAGAAUCAUUCCUAUGUUUUCUGAGGUUGUAAGAAGAAAGUUGUAAUUUGGUUACUUUUUCCUUCGACCAGCCAAGGUUGCGGAUCUUUUGGAAUAUAAAUGAUUUUACUUGCAAUUAA